This is a messenger RNA of Orbicella faveolata, 2660 nucleotides long. RefSeq lists its product as uncharacterized. Gene Ontology annotation, molecular function: nucleic acid binding. Gene Ontology annotation, biological process: DNA integration. The record is from RefSeq and is a predicted model, not a curated record. NCBI's taxonomy places the organism in Eukaryota, Metazoa, Cnidaria, Anthozoa, Scleractinia, Merulinidae.
AAGCCAAAUGAGACGAAGAAAUGUAAGUUUGCCAGAUUUUGGAUUGCGCGAGACGAAUCAUGCUGCAAACCCAGGAAGACCACCCUUUGUCAUCGAGAAGGAACUACUAGAGGACCUCCGGAGCGCUUCCUACACAUGGACAGAUAUUGCGAAGAUGUUACGAAUUUCGCGCUGGACCUUGUAUAGAAGGGUAAGAGAGUACAAUCUGGAGCACUUAAGUCGAUAUUCGGAUAUUUCAGAUGAUGAACUAGAUGCCCUAAUUAGAGGAUAUAUUUCUCGGCAUGGAAACACAACAGGAGAAUCCUAUUUGAUUGGUUUUAUCAGGUCUCGUGGGCUGAGGGUUCAAAGAGAUAGGAUUAGGAUGUCACUCACUCGUGUUGAUCCAGAAAACACUGCAUUAAGGUGGGCAUGCGUGAUAACGCGAAGGGUAUAUAGCGUUCCUGGGCCAAAUUCUCUGUGGCACAUUGACGGCCAUCAUUCCCUAAUUCGAUGGAAGUUCGUUAUUCAUGGCUGCAUCGACGGUUUUUCGAGACGAAUUUUAUACCUACUCUGUGCUGACAACAACCGUUCAGAAACAGUAGGUGAUCUGUUUCAAAAUGCAGCAGAAGAAUUUGGAUGGCCUUCACGUGUUCGAGGAGAUCAUGGGGGUGAGAACUCUAUUGUUGCUUCAUUGAUGGUACAAGUAAGGGGUGACGGCCGCGGUAGUUUUAUUGCCGGCUCCUCUACUAGGAACCAGAGGAUAGAGAGACUCUGGCGUGAGGUCUUUAGGUGUGUUGUUUUCCUAUUUUACUGCGUAUUUUACGCAUUGGAGGAAAGUGGAAGUCUUGAUUUGGAGAACAAUGAGCACAUUUUUGUUUUGCAUUACAUAUUUAAAGCACGCAUCAAUUAUGCAUUAAAGGAGUUUGCCGCCGCAUUUAAUAAUCGUCCCAUUCGCACAGAAAACAACUGGAGGUCCUAAUAAGAUAUGGAUCGAUGGAAUGAUCAACCCAAGUAAUGAAGGACAAACAGCUCUUCGUGAUCCAGCUAUUGGUGAAGCAGUUCCAGAGAACAUUGAUCUAUAUGGAGCGGACUGGGAUGGGCCUCUUCCAGUGGAAAGAGUAAACAUGGUUGAGGUAGACCCACCACGAUGCCCGAUUCAACAAGACAUGCUGAAUUUGCUGCAACAAACUGUAAAUCCACUUGAGGAGUCAAAUGUUUAUGGGAUUGACCUGUACAUGCAAGCGGUUUCUUUGUUGUAAAACUGAAUGUACACAGAAUCCUGGAGGUAGUUUGUAUGGGAUCAGGAGUGACUUGCCAAAGUCGUAUACUAGGCAUGUACCUCUGCACCAUUUUUAUAUCCUCCAAGGAAAAUGGCAUUCCAUUCACAAACAAAACAGAAAGAGUAUUGGUCUGGUCUGUGAAGAGUUUAGUGCUUUUGGGGUUAGGGUUUAGAACCACAAUGUUAAUACAGUCAGAUUUCCCAACACUUGCAAAUAUUUUAAGUACUUUACUCUUACCGUAACACAUGAAUUAUGUAUGCUACCUCUUCCUCGGGAAUUCUCCUGGCCAUAAUACAGAGUUCCCUUUGAAAAUUUACUAUACGUGUGGGUACUUUGGCCUUCCAUAUCAAGUGGCCAUGGGUUGAGGUUCCUUUCAGGUUUAGGUCUUUUACUGAACUUGGCCAAGCUGCUUUGAAUGCAGGUUUAUGCCAACCUAGGGUUAAAAUUUAUUUUUAUCAGUUAUUAGUUUUAUCAUCUUAUAGUCUGUUUUGAUCCAUCAUUUUUGUAUCACAUUACUGUGGGCUCUGAGUAAGUGCUCAGGUACAGUGAAACCUGGUUAAUCCAGACUCUAAAGGAAAAUGACCGUGUCCAUUAAUCCAUCCCUAUUCCAUUAAUCCAUUAGUUCCAUCCCCCUUGGCCAUUUUUUCAAGGAGGUCAGGCUUAUUAUUAGGACAAAGGAAACUGCUAUAUUCAGGUGUUCGAGUUCGUUCAGUUUACUGGGUGUUAUUAUGCACUGUAUACUUGCAAAAAAUAUUUUACAAUCAUUUCAAAAAGGUUGUUUUGGGAAUUGGGCACUGGGUACAUGGAAGUCAUUGUUCACUGUACUGUAUUGUUUUAUACAGUUUCAAUGCCCUAUUUCUGAAGUAUACCAUGAGAUUAAUCAAGCAUGUAUAAUUAUGUUAUUACAUCUUAACUUCACUUAUAUUAAUUGUAUAUUAGUUGUUAUGCAUAUUGCCUCCCACACAGGCACAGGUGCUUUUACGGCUUUAUCAUGAAUUCGUCCCCCUCAAACAUCUGUGUGAAAGGCUAGUGAUGUAUACCGUCUUCAAUUAGAAAAAUACUGUUAUCAGGCUGUACUGUAGGAAAAGGAAGAAGGCUGGAAAAUUAAAGCAAUUGUUUAACAUUCAAGAACAAACUUUUUAUUUACUUUCCACAUCUAUCUCAAGUACAAAGACAGUGCAUUAUUGAGGUUUCCUUCCUUUACUUUUAGAGAUGCCGAUUUCCCUUUAUCAGUUGGGUAUCUUGUAAACGACAAGUCUAUGUUUUGGUUGUUGGCAUAAUUAUUAUAAGUCAAGAUAAGUUAUCAACAUCAACAUCAACAUAUUUUCUACUUGUAAGAAAUUCUUAAUCCUAACAUCCCACCACCGACCAGUAGAAGCAAUGAUCUCUACUGUUAACCCU